Messenger RNA from Hevea brasiliensis (rubber tree), 1740 nucleotides. RefSeq names its product branched-chain-amino-acid aminotransferase 2, chloroplastic. Gene Ontology annotation, biological process: branched-chain amino acid metabolic process. The record is from RefSeq and is a predicted model, not a curated record. Gene Ontology annotation, molecular function: branched-chain-amino-acid:2-oxoglutarate transaminase activity. Lineage: Eukaryota; Viridiplantae; Streptophyta; Magnoliopsida; Malpighiales; Euphorbiaceae. Bases 551 to 1519 code for a protein of 322 amino acids. The transcript has 10 exons.
GUCGUCCAAAUCAGAAGAAGAAAAAUGAUGAAUAGUUGCGUGUGAGAUUGUCUAUAUUUUGGCGCUUGCUCCUCUUAUUUUUCGCGUCCAAAAGCGUCGCUCUCCCUCAAUCGUUCAUUCUCCUUACUAGUUUUCUGCUCCUCUGUUUCUGCAGAAGAUUUCUACUUAUCGUUUUCUCUUUAUUAUUUCUCACUUUGAGCGCAUUAAAUUUCUCUUGUUUGUUAUAUAAUAUAUUAAUAGCUGAAACCAUGAUUCAGAGGGUUUCAUGCUUACACAAUUUGGUUCAAUCUUUACGUCUUGGUUCUUUAUCUCAGUUGUAAUGGAGGGGAAGGAGCAAUCCAUUUCAUCCUGCAGCGACUUAAAGAAUGUAGCUCUGUUUAGGGCCUUAGGCUAUCAUCUCAUCUAGUUUUUCCCUGCAUGGUUACAGCUUGGAUCUUAUAUUUGCUACUCGUCACAAGCUGCAUCUUCUCUACAACAAGUGAGCAAAGCCUGUGCUGAUGGUGAGAAUGAGUACGCUAAUUUGGAUUGGGAUAAUCUUGGAUUUGGUAUCAUGCCAGCGGAUUACAUGUACACAACGAAAUGUUCUAAAGAUGGAAGUUUUGAACAAGGACGACUUAGUCGCUAUGGAAAUGUUGAAUUAAGCCCAUCUGCAGGAGUCCUGAAUUACGGGCAGGGAUUGUAUGAAGGCACGAAAGCAUAUAGAAAAGAAGAUGGUCGUUUACUUCUUUUUCGUCCAGAUCAAAAUGCCAUCCGCAUGAGGAUGGGUGCUGAUAGACUGUGCAUGCCUUGUCCCUCCAUUGAUCAAUUCGUUGAUGCAGUGAAAGGAGUUGCUCUAGCCAACAAGCGUUGGGUUCCUCCUCCAGGGAAAGGAACUUUGUAUAUUAGACCUUUGCUAAUGGGUAGUGGUCCUGUCUUGGGUUUGGCACCUGCACCUGAAUACACGUUCCUCGUAUAUGCUUCUCCUGUGGGCAACUAUUUCAAGGAGGGCUUGGCACCCUUGAGCGUAUAUAUUGAAGAGGAAUUUCAUCGUGCCUCUCGCGGUGGAGCUGGUGGUGUUAAGUCCAUCACGAAUUAUGCACCUGUUCUGAAAGCAAUAGCCAGAGCUAAAAGCAGAGGAUUUUCUGAUGUUCUGUACCUGGACUCAGUGAAUAAAAAUUAUCUGGAAGAAGUCUCUUCUUGCAACAUUUUCCUUGUGAAGGGCAAUGUAAUUUCCACUCCAGCUGCUAAUGGGACUAUCCUACAAGGUGUCACUAGAAGAAGCGUGAUUGAAAUUGCUCGUGAUCAUGGUUAUCAGGUUGAGGAACGUGCAAUUGCAGUAGACGAAUUGGUGGAUGCUGAUGAAGUCUUUUGCACUGGAACUGCAGUUGGUGUUGCUCCAGUAGGCAGUAUCACAUAUCAGAAUAGAAGAGUUGAAUACAAAAUCAGAGCUGAAUCCUUGACUCAGGAGCUGUACUCAACUCUUGAAGGAAUUAAAACGGGUCUUAUUGAAGAUAAGAAAGGCUGGAUCAUUGAGAUCUAAUAGGGCCUCUUUCCAUCCUCAAAUGCAUUGAGCGAAUACAAAGAACAAGAGCCAUAUGAACUUUUAGAACAUUGUUCAUAGCUGUAUAUUUCAUCAAAAAAGGCAAUGAUUAAAAAAAAAAAAUGGAUUUUGGAACAGUGUUCAUAGCUUCCUUCUAUAAUGAUGGAAAUGUAACCAAUUCCAAAUGCCAAAUAAUUUGCCAAUGUGACUAUAUGGCCUUA